AUGUUCGGCGCGUCGUCCUUUAGUGGCUUCGGCCAGCAAAACCAGCAGGGCACAAACGCUCCUGCGCAGCCGGCAGCGGGGGGGAUGUUUGGUCAGACCAGCACCACGCCCGCGUUCGGCUCCUUUGGCCAGACCGCUGCGCCGGCCACGAACGCGUUCGGCGCCAGCCAGCCGAACACCUUUGGACAGGCAGCGAGCACCCCGGCGCAGACGACGCCGUUCGCCUUCGGCCAGUCGGGCACUGCGAGCACCUUUGGGCAGCCCAAGCCUGCGUCGACCUUUGGCGCAUUCGGCGCGCCCAGCACGUCGACGCCGGCGCCGGCGACCAACACCUUUGGCUUUGGCGGCGCGACGCAGCCGCAGCCGCAGCAGCCCGCGUUUGGUGCGCAGCCCUCGACCGCGUUCGGCGGCGGGGGCGGCGGGGGCGGCAGCUCGUUCUUUGGCCAGCCGGGCUCCACCGCGCAGCCGGCGUCGUUCGGCGGCUUUGGCGCCGCGCCGCUCGCCGGCCAGGCGGCCGUGCCGGCCGUGACCCAAGGCACGGCGACCACGCCGUACCAGCCUUUCCGCGAAGACAGCAACCAGACUGACCCCAAGACGCACGCCAAGGUCUGGGACGUGCACCAGUCCAUUGCCUCGAUGCCGGCGUAUGCGUCGAUGAGCCCCGAAGAGCUGCGCCUGCAAGACUACCGCCAAGGGCGCUCCAAGGGCACCGGUGCGCCGGCUGCGACGCCGGCCGCGAGUGCAACGCCCGCGUUUGGCUUUGGCGCGCAGCCCGCGCAGCCGGCAGCGACGCCGUUUGGCCAGCAACAGCCUCCGUCGACCUUUGGCCAGACGCAGCCCGCGUCCGGCGGCCUCUUUGGCCAGCAGCAGCCCGCGUCGACGUCUGCGUUCGGCGCACAAAACAGCGCGCCGUCGCUCUUUGGAGGCGCCAAGCCCGCGACGAAUGCGUUUGGCGCGUCGAACACGGGCUCGUCGCUCUUUGGGCAGAACACGCAGCAACCGAACUCCGGCCUCUUUGGCAGCAGCACGACGCAGCCCGCGCAGCCCGCGCAACCCGCACAGCAGUCUGGCUUCAUGUUUGGCCAGAACAACAAUGCCGCGGCGCAGCCCUCGACGAGCUUUAGCUUUGGUGCAGGCGCCAACAACAAUGCCGCGCAGCAGAACAAGCCCGCGUUUGGCUUUGGCAGCCAGCCGGCCCAGCCCGCGCAGCCCGCGCAGCCCCAGAGCUCGUUCUCGUUCGGGCAAAACACCAACACGCAGCCGAGCGGCGGCCUGUUUGGCAACCAGGCGAGCACGAAUAACAACGCCUCGUCGAGCUUCUCCUUUGGCCAGAACAACAACCAGUCCAAGCCGGGCGGCCUCUUUGGCGGCGCCGCGCCCGCCUCGUCGACGCCGUCGUUUGGCGGAUUCGGCGCGAAUAACAACCAGCCCGCGCAGCAAAACAAGCCCGCCUUCUCGUUCGGCGGCGGCGGCGGCGGCUUUGGGCAGACCAGCAGCACCCCUGCGCCGUCAACGGGUGCGCAGCCGUCGACCUUUGGCAGCAACACUGGCGGCGGCCUGUUUGGCGCGAAGCCCGCGCAGCCCGCGCAGCCGAGCGGCGGCUUUGGCUUUGGGCAAAACGCCUCGCAGCCGUCGCAGCCGUCGACCUUUGGCGCGAACAAUGCCUCGUCGGGCGGCGGCCUGUUUGGCGCGAAGCCCGCGCAGCCCGCGCAGCCGAGUGGCGGCCUCUUUGGCCAGAACACGUCGUCGGCGCCGAGCGGCGGCCUCUUUGGCCAGAACAAUACCACGCAGCCGAGCGGCGGCCUGUUUGGCGCGUCGUCCACUGCCCCGAAGCCCUCGUUCUCGUUUGGCGGCGCGCAGCCGAGCAGCACCGCGCCAAGCGACGGCCUCUUUGGCCAGAGCCAGCCGGCGCAGCCGAGUGGCGGCCUCUUUGGCCAGAGCCAGCCUGCGCAGCCGAGCGGCGGCCUGUUUGGCACGCAGACCAACACCUUUGGCUCGUCGCUCGCCAAGCCCCUCGGCGCCUCGGCGCCUGCUGCGCCGGCGCCCGCCCCGGCCGCGUCGCCCGCGUCGCUCACGACGAACCCCUACGGAACGGAUGCGCUGCUCGCCAACACGCAGCCGAGCGCGGCUGCCCAAGCGCCGCUGCCGUUCAACGUCGCGCCCAAGAGCAAGCCGCCGCUCGUGUCGCCCUUCCGCUCGUCGCCGCGUAACGCGGUGCGUGUGACGCGACUGCGUGGCUCGACGCCGGCGCUGGACGUGUCGCAGGCGCGCGAGCGCACGCCCUUCCGGGAGAGCACGCCCGGCCUUGCGUCGCGGGGUGCGACGCCGGUGCGCUCGAGCAGCAUGCUCUUCCGUGGUCCCAGCGAUGCCCAGGCGCUCUCGCCGCAGGCCUUUAUUCCCCGGUCGACAAGCAAGCGCCUGGUCCUCGACGGGGACGCGACCUUUGCGCGCUCGCCGAGCGUGCGCCGCGAGACGCUCACCGCCACGCCCCGCGCGCGUUUCUCGCCCGCGGUCGAGCGCGCAGCGGAUGUGGGCGAGGAGAGCUUGUCGCUCCCGCAUCCCGACCUGAGCGUGUCGCGCGUGAGCGAGCCUCCGCGCCCGCGCCAGUCGCUGCCGCGUGCGCCGCAGCACGGCGACUAUGUGCUUACGCCCGCGCUCACCGAGCUGCGUAGCAUGGACUACGAGGCGCUUGCCUCGCUCGCCGACUUUAGCGUGAAGCGCAUCGGCUUUGGUGAGGUCGCGUUCCUCGAGCCGGUCGACCUCGCGUCGCUGCCUGACCUCGCGUGCAUCGGCGGAGGCGUCGUGCAGCUGCGCGCAAAAGAGUGCUUUGUGUACCCCCAGGAAGAGGACCUCGAGUCCGAGACGCCGCUCGACGGCCUGCAGCCCGGCUACGUGCCCGUGCCCAAGGCCGCGCUCGGCCACGGCCUCAAUGUGCCUGCGCGCGUGAGCCUCGAGGGGUGCUGGCCGCUGGACCGCGCGACGCGCGAGCCGCUCAAGGAUCCGUCGCACGCGCGCGUCAAGCAGCACAUUACCAAGCUCAAGAACAAAAAAGAGACCGAGUUUGUGUCGUACGAGCCGACGUCUGGCACGUGGACCUUUAUCGUGCAGCACUUUUCGCGCUACGGUCUCGACGACUCGGAGAGCGAGAGCGAGGACGAAGUGCCUGCCAUGCAGCUCGGCGACGAGCAGCACAGCGAGAGCAACGAGAGCGACUUCCGUGAGGAGGACCUCGAAGACGACGAGGCGGACGUCUGGGUGCCGACGGUCGCACAGCGCCCUCGCUCCGCGACGCCGGGCCGCUUUGGAUCGCCCGCGCCGAGCGUCGCGCGUCUUGCGUCGCCCGCGCCGAGCGCGCUCCCUCGCAAAGUGCAAGUAAUGCGGGCGAGUUUUUUUGGGCACACGCCUCCGCGCCAGGGACCGGCGGCAGGCGUGAGUAAGAGUCCCAGCUUUAUGGCGGACGUCGACGCGGUGGACGCCAAGGCGGAUGUUCCAGACGUGGAAGACGUCACGGAAGAGGCCGGCGCGGCCGACGCGGCCGACGUGCCGGACCAGGCGAUCGACACGCCGUUUGCCGCGCCGAUUCCCGUUGCGCGUGUGCCACUCGCCCAGUCCGUGCUGGACGACGGCCUCUUUUCGCGCGACGCGGGCCUCUCGUUCGGCCGCAGCUUUCGUAUCGGCUGCGGGCCCCGCGACGCGCUCGUGCACAACGGCCUGCUGCACCGCACGACCCUGCCGGGCACGUCAGAGGUCGUGCUGGACCGCGUGCGCAUCGGCGCCGAUCCCGCCGAGGCGGCGCAGCUCGCCGAGGCGCUCCUUGCGCAGCAGCGCAGCGCGUCGACCGUAACGGUGGCGGACGGCGUGCCGUUUGUGCGCCCCAAGCCCGGCACGUCGUUCCAGACGCACGCGCAGCACUAUGCUGCGGACGACAAGCGGUACGCCGCGCAGUUCUGGCACCUCGGCAGCGCGCUCUUUGAUCCGCUGCGCGACGAGCUGCCGGCGGACGCUGCGCCGUCGCUGCGCGCCAAGGUCGAGCAGCUGCGCCGCAAGAGCGCACUGUCGCAGUGGCUUGCGCGCGCCGCCGCCGCGUCGGUGCAGACCGAGGCGCGUGCGCACCGCGCCGCAUCCCGCUCCACCGAGCUGAUCUUUGCGCUGCUGUCUGGCUUCCAGGUCGAGCAUGCGGCCGACGCGGCGCUCGAGGCGAACGAUGUGCGCCUCGCGACGCUCGUCGCGCAGGCCGGCGGCGACGCCGCGAGCAAAGAGUACCUCGCGACACAGCUGAGCGUGUGGCAGACCGAGCAGGUCGUGCCGCUGCUCGAGCCCGCGAUGCGCCGCAUCUACGAGCUGCUGUGCGGCCACCUCGGCACGGAUGCCAAGGUCGCCGCCGGCCUCGACUGGCGCCGCGCACUCGGCCUUCACGUGUGGUACGGCGUGCCGUGGGAGGCGCCGCUCGCGGCGAGUGUGGCAUCCUACGAAGCGGCGCUGCGGUCGCUGAGCGACACGCAGCCGCCGCUGCCUGCGUACUACGAUGCGGCGAAGCUCGGCGCGCUCAAGCUGCGCGAACUCGCGCAGCGUCCUGGCGUGGAAUGGGACGCGAUGUACGAGCUGGUGCAGCUGCACGUCGACCCCACCUACCCCCUCGACCACGUGCUGAACGCGCGCAACUUUGGCGCGAGUGCGACCGAGCACACGCUUCCGUGGCACACGUACGUGACGCUCGCGCGUGCGCUCGACGUACGCGACUUUGCCGACGCCGAGCACGGCGCGCGCCUCUCGAUUGCCUACGCCGCGCAGAUCGAGAGCCAGGGCCUGUGGCACUGGGCCGCGUUUGUCCUCCUGCACAUCGAGGAGGCGCACGUGCGCCAGGCUGCGGUGCAGGCGCUGCUCGAGCGCAACGUCGAGCACCUGGCGGAGCACGCGGCGUUCCUCGACACGCUGUGCAUUCCCGCGACGUGGCGCGCCGGCGCCGAGGCGAUUGCGGCGCACGCGGCGAACAACUACUACCACGAGUACGUGUGCUGGCUGCGUGCCGAGAGCCUGUCGAACGCGCACCAGAUUGCCGUGACGCGCCUCGCGCCGGAAGCGUUUGUGCGUGGCGACGCCGGGCUCCUCCUCGACCUGUUCCGUCCGUUUGGCGAGGCGGAGCAGGAGGCGCGCGCCGCCGGCAAGCCAUUUACCAUCGAAGGGUGGAACACGGCUGGGCGCGUGCUACUCGACUAUGCGACGCUGCCCCAUAUCCUCCCGCCGCUCUUGGCCAAGUCGGAAAAGGGGACGCUCUCCCCGAACGAGCACCAUGCGCUGCAGCAGGCGACGCAGCGCACGCACGAGCUCAUCGAGGCCGUGCCGGCCUUGUAUCCCCCGUCGUCGCCGAAUCUCAUGACGACUGUCGCCCGCUCCGAGAUGCUCGUCGUCCUGCACAACCUCGCGCGGCUCAUUGCGUCGCACGCCAGUGCGCCGGAGCCGACGAUGCACUGGACGCCGGCGCACCCGCCGGAAGUCGAGCAGCUGCAGGCCGUUGCGUCCGAUUUUGGCGCAGCGAUGCUGGCAACGUUGUAG
Messenger RNA from Malassezia japonica, 5553 nucleotides. RefSeq lists its product as uncharacterized. Gene Ontology annotation, molecular function: RNA binding; structural constituent of nuclear pore. The transcript has a single exon. Gene Ontology annotation, cellular component: nuclear pore cytoplasmic filaments; nuclear pore. The record is from RefSeq and is a predicted model, not a curated record. Gene Ontology annotation, biological process: RNA export from nucleus; telomere tethering at nuclear periphery; post-transcriptional tethering of RNA polymerase II gene DNA at nuclear periphery. NCBI's taxonomy places the organism in Eukaryota, Fungi, Basidiomycota, Malasseziomycetes, Malasseziales, Malasseziaceae. The coding region runs from base 1 to 5553 and encodes 1850 amino acids.